AAAUGCAGUUUAAAUAAAGUGGUCAAUGAAGGCCACAAUGGAGAAAUUGACAGUUGAGUAAAGAUGAGGCGGUGAGGACUGAAUCACGUGGAUAUCUAGGGAAAUUUGUUGAUGCAAAAGGAACGAGCGAGCGCAAAGGUCUGGAAGGAGGAACUCAACGGGUGUGUUCAAAAGAAUGUCAAGGAGGGCACUGUGGCUGGAGAGAGUGAUUACUAGAUUACGAGAUGAAGACAGAGGGGACUGAAGAGCCUUUUGGUUUUUGGCUUUUCCUUUCGAUGAGAAGUGUGGAGAGGAAGCAUGAUCUCAGGCACGUGCUCAACUCAUUCGAUACGUGGCGGGAAACGCUUGGUCCCCUAAAAGAGGGGCACGGCGGUGAUGUCACCACCCUGGGCAGAGCACGGGGACUUCUCCUUAACCUGGUGUGCCCCAGAGGCCUGGACAAUGCUGGCAAAACAACCAUCCUCAAGAAGUUCAACGGGGAAGACAUCGACACCAUCUCCCCGACACUGGGCUUCAACAUUAAGACCCUGGAACACCGGGGAUUCAAGCUGAACAUCUGGGAUGUGGGCGGCCAGAAGUCCCUGCGGUCCUACUGGCGGAACUACUUUGAGAGCACCGACGGCCUCAUCUGGGUGGUAGACAGCGCCGACCGCCAGCGCAUGAAGGACUGCCAGCGGGAGCUCCAGAGCCUAUUGGUGGAGGAGCGCCUGGCUGGAGCGACCCUCCUCAUCUUUGCCAAUAAGCAGGACCUACCCGGAGCGCUGUCCUCUAACGCCAUCUGUGAGGCCCUGGAGCUGGACUCCAUCCACAGCCACCACUGGUGCAUCCAGGGCUGCAGCGCCGUCACCGGGGAGAACCUCCUACCUGGCAUCGACUGGCUCCUGGAUGACAUUUCCAGCCGCGUCUUCACGGCCGACUGAACCACUCCAGACGUUCCCCCCCCCCCCCACACCUCACAGUCCAGCCCCCUCCCCCGGCCCUCAUCAGGCACCAUCCACGGGGGCGAUGGCAGUCGGCCAGGCUGACUAACACCCCCCCGCCCCACUCCGUAACCUGCUGCUGCUAACACUACCCACUGCUUCUCGGCGGCCGGCUCCCGUGGCCGGAGGGCUGCUUCCCUGGCUGUCACCCUGGCUCCUGACCCGGCCCGCCUGCGGAGGAGAGGGCUGGGGCUGGGAGGGGGCCGCCUCUGCUGCUACCAAGGCUGUGGGCCUCAUCCUUUGCUCAGCUGUGAGAAUAAACCGUUCCCUCCCCCACUUCCUGGUAGAGUCAUGCGUUGAUCCAGCAGCUUUAAGACCCCCACCCGGAGCCCAGGGCGCAGCAGGGCACAGAAAGGAACGGGUCAUUUCAAUCAGAGGGUUAACCGCGGCAGUGUCACAGGGACAGACAAAGAAUUAGAGGAGCACAGGACAGGGCGGCAACGAAUCCCACUUGGAAGAGUCCAGGCAGGCUCCCCAGAGGGACUGACGUUAAAGGGGAGAAAGACACAGAGAUUUGCUCCUAAACUGGUGCUAGGAUUCCUUCCUGGAGAGGGAAUGUGCAAAAUCCGGGCUCUGUUAGGGUGGACGAGGGGAAAUUGGCGUUAGGUAGACAAACUCAGAACAUAACCUGUCCUACCGUGUAGAAGAUUAAAACGACCUGCCCUGUCCUCUGUGUGAGACACUCUGUGGUCCCCGCGCUCCCAAGCCCUAUGGCGCGUGAGCACACCCAGGCUCCAGAGCCAAACCCCAGCUCUGCCACUCACCGGACGAUGCUGAGCAAGUUGCCUAACCUGUCUGUGCCACAGUGUCCCCGUCUGGGGGAGAGAUCCAUGGCACCGACCUGCGAAGUUUGGGACAAGGACCAAAUGGGUGGGUGUCUUGUGUGUCACAAGCACUGCACAGUGUUAGCUAUAAUUAUCACUAUUUGAACCAGUAAGAGCUCAAGCAGAUCCAGUGGAUGUGAAUUCAGCCAUCCGCUGAUCCAGAUGCGUCAUCACAGGGUUCAAGUCCUCCCGGGGCGCCCUUAGUAGUAAGCAGCAUCCUUGAGUUAAAGCAUGAAUUAUGCAUGGGUGGAGAAAAAGAAGAAAAUAACAAGGCCAUACUCAUUACCAAGGCUUGCAGAUGGGGAGUGUGAGCUGUGGCAGAAAGCCUGCAUCCUGCACUCAGCCCAGUGGGAACGUGGGGAGCCCUGCUGGCAGCGGGAAUCUGCAACUUGCCUCCCUCUGCUCCUCCCGCUGAUGGAAAUGGUGGUGCUCCUCCCACCGAUGGAAGUGGUGGAGCUGGAGUCUGAAGGCCGGGGGCGGGGGGAAACUGAUCUAGAUAGGAACGGGGCUUUGUGGAGUUAUUUCUAGAAAAUGUAUUGUAAGCCCCGGAGGGUGAAGGGGGCAACAGCUGAAACAUCCGCAGUGUUCUGGUCUCAAGGCUGUCGAACGCGACAGCAUCACGAGGUGCCCCGUGCUCCCCCAGAAGGUAGUUAAGAAACAGACCCACUGUAAUUGCCUGGCAGUCCGUGAAACUGCACGCGCUCCCUGCGUGCUUGCACAUAAACACGAGAUGUGGGUCUCGUUAAUGUUUAAGACCCUUUGUGCUCCCUUUCAUACUUUGAGGCUCUUUGAUGUUUAUAUCUAAUGGAACAUGAAAUAAAGGCUACGUGCAGACCCUG
Molecule: messenger RNA, 2643 nt
Organism: Lynx canadensis (Canada lynx)
Lineage: Eukaryota; Metazoa; Chordata; Mammalia; Carnivora; Felidae
Gene: ARL2
Product: ADP ribosylation factor like GTPase 2
Exons: 5
Coding region: 225-920 (231 amino acids)
Biological process (GO): protein folding
Cellular component (GO): cytoplasm; microtubule cytoskeleton
Molecular function (GO): GTP binding; GTPase activity
Source: RefSeq, a predicted model, not a curated record